GAUCGCGUAAACGAUCAGGCACCGAUUGCCUCGGAGAACGGAGAAUCUCUCUCCCUGAUCUACACUUGCCUGUUUGGAAGAGGGCUUGUUUUUAAGAGCCGUAAUGUCUGAAACCAAUGACGGCAGGCCCUUUUUUGAUCAAUUUCCCUGGUUUCAACCAUGGGUUACUUUUCCAACAUCGACAACAAGCUCAAAUGCCUCUCAAGAAACUUAUACUGAAGCUGUCCCCGUCCGUUCUGUUGCUCCCACGACUGAACCAGACAACAAGAAGAAAAAGGAACUUUCUUCCAAAACCCCAAAAGGGCCAAACAAGACCACCCAGAGCAACUCUUCUAUUUCUAAGAAAUCCAAGAGAAAAACCAUGCUGAAACCCAAUGUUGAGAGGAAGAAUCUUGACAUUGUUUUUGAUGAAUCCAACUUUGAUUUUUCCAAGGUACCUCCUCCUGUAUGUUCUUGCACUGGUGUAGCUAGACAGUGCCACAAAUGUGGGAUUAGUGGAUGGCAAUCUUCUUGUUGCAACUCUAGAAUGUCUGUUUUUCCCCUUCCAAUGAGUCCAUGGAGGCCCGGGGCACGUGUGGGUGGAAGGAAAAUGAGCCAUGGUGCAUACCGGAAACUACUUUGCAAGCUUGCAAGCGAAGGUCACAAUCUUUCUCAUCCAGUAGACCUAAAGGCACAUUGGGCCAAACUCGGUACUAACAACUUCGUUACGAUUAAGUAAAUAUGUGUAACUGGUUGUUUAGUGGGCUUAUAACUUAUUAUCUGCUGUUUAGAAUAUUAGAAGUUGGGAAAAGGUAGUUGUAGAUAUGUCGGAGUCUGUCAUGAGUAUGUCUUUUUACUGUUUUCUAUAAGUAUGGUUUAUGUUAACUUUGUUUU
This is a messenger RNA of Cynara cardunculus var. scolymus (artichoke), 873 nucleotides long. RefSeq names its product protein BASIC PENTACYSTEINE7. The record is from RefSeq and is a predicted model, not a curated record. Bases 104 to 718 code for a protein of 204 amino acids. Gene Ontology annotation, cellular component: nucleus. The transcript is spliced from 2 exons. Gene Ontology annotation, biological process: response to ethylene. Lineage: Eukaryota; Viridiplantae; Streptophyta; Magnoliopsida; Asterales; Asteraceae. Gene Ontology annotation, molecular function: sequence-specific DNA binding; DNA-binding transcription factor activity.